This is a messenger RNA of Budorcas taxicolor (takin), 759 nucleotides long. RefSeq names its product golgin subfamily A member 7. Gene Ontology annotation, biological process: protein targeting to membrane; Golgi to plasma membrane protein transport; peptidyl-L-cysteine S-palmitoylation. Gene Ontology annotation, cellular component: Golgi stack; palmitoyltransferase complex. The transcript has a single exon. The record is from RefSeq and is a predicted model, not a curated record. Lineage: Eukaryota; Metazoa; Chordata; Mammalia; Artiodactyla; Bovidae. The coding region runs from base 27 to 440 and encodes 137 amino acids.
GCGGCGCGGCCCGUCCUGUCCUCGCCAUGAGGCCGCAGCAGGCGCCGGUGUCCGGGAAGGUCUUCAUUCAGCGAGACUACAGCAGCGGCACCCGCUGCCAGUUCCAGACCAAGUUCCCCGCGGAGCUGGAGAACCGGAUUGAUCGGCAGCAAUUUGAAGAAACAGUUCGGACCCUAAAUAACCUUUAUGCCGAGGCCGAGAAGCUUGGGGGCCAGUCGUAUCUGGAAGGCUGCCUGGCUUGUCUAACAGCAUACACCAUCUUCUUGUGCAUGGAAACUCAUUAUGAGAAGGUCCUGAAGAAAGUCUCCAAAUACAUUCAAGAGCAGAAUGAGAAGAUCUAUGCCCCACAAGGCCUCCUCCUGACAGAUCCCAUCGAGAGAGGACUGCGAGUUAUUGAAAUUACCAUUUAUGAAGACAGAGGCAUGAGCAGUGGAAGAUAAACCAUAGAAUUAAAGAUCCCACGUCCAGCUGGGACCCUCACCUGUCCACCGGCCGACCGCAGAGCGUCCCCCUACCUCCUCUCCAGAGCAUCAUUCCCUUGUAUCUGCUGCCAGAGCCACGGUGCCAUUCACUCCAAGGACUGACUUUCUAAAAUUCCGCACCUGGAGUGACCUCUAGUCGCUCAGCAUCCACUUUGUGUCUCCAAAUCGUGUAGGACUCUGCAAUAUUUUGAUCAGUUUCAGAGAAAAUGCCGUGAAGCGUUUCACUUUGUUCAUUCAAAGCCAUUAAAAAAAUACGCCGUUAGUCAGCCCAGCACAG